Messenger RNA from Dichotomopilus funicola, 1032 nucleotides. RefSeq lists its product as uncharacterized. Lineage: Eukaryota; Fungi; Ascomycota; Sordariomycetes; Sordariales; Chaetomiaceae. The transcript has 2 exons. Gene Ontology annotation, molecular function: ketoreductase activity. Gene Ontology annotation, biological process: fatty acid elongation. Gene Ontology annotation, cellular component: endoplasmic reticulum. The record is from RefSeq and is a predicted model, not a curated record. The coding region runs from base 1 to 1032 and encodes 343 amino acids.
AUGGCGUUCAACGGCAACAUUCAAGAAACCCUGGAUCGGGCCGUGGACCUUUGGAAUUCGAUUCCGCAGGCCGGCCAGUGGGCUCUUACUGGUGUUGGGGCCCUUUACGUUGUCUCGAAAGCACUGUCAUUCCUCCAGCUUUUGCUGAAUUGCUUCAUUCUCAGUGGCACCAAUCUCCGCAAGUACGGCAAGAAAGGCACCUGGGCUGUGAUCACCGGGGCAUCCGAUGGUCUCGGCAAGGAGUUUGCGCAACAGCUGGCUGCGAAGGGAUUCAACCUUGUCCUCGUCUCCCGCACGCAGUCCAAGCUCGACACUCUCGCCCGCGAACUAGAAUUAAGAUGGAGUGGUUUCAAAUCCAAGACACUGUCCAUGGACUUCUCCCAAGACAACGACGCCGAUUACGAGCGCCUUGCGGAGCUAGUCUCGGAUCUUGACGUCGGUAUCCUGAUCAACAACGUCGGCCAGAGCCACAGCAUCCCCGUUUCAUUCCUCGACACCAGCCGUGACGAGCUCCAGAACAUCGUGACCAUUAACUGCCUCGGCACCCUCAAGACUACCAAGGUGGUCGCACCUAUCCUGGCCAAGCGCAAGAAGGGCUUGAUCCUGACCGUUGGUUCGUUCGCUGGCGUCAUGCCCACUCCGUAUCUCGCCACCUACAGUGGUAGCAAGGCCUUCCUUCAGCACUGGAGCAGCUCGCUGGCCUCGGAACUUAAGCCUCAGGGUGUCGAUGUGCAGCUUGUCGUCAGCUACUUGGUCACCACAGCCAUGAGCAAGAUCCGCCGCACCAGCCUGUUGAUCCCCAACCCGAAGCAGUUUGUCCGCUCGGCUCUGAGCAAGAUUGGCCUGUCUGGUACCGAGCAGUUUCCCAACACGUACACGCCGUGGUGGUCCCAUGCCGCUUUCAAGUGGGUAAUUGGAACCACCGUGGGCACUACCAGUGCGAUCACCAUCUGGUUCAACCGGAGGAUGCAUGUUGAUAUUCGCACUCGGGCAUUGCGGAAAGCUGCGAGAGAUGCCAAGAAGCAGCAGUGA